AUGACCUCAGACUUCUGCCUGCACUGACUGUUCUUGAUUCAUAACAAACUGAAAAUGCUACCUGAAGAACUUACAAAAUUAAGAAACCUGAAGGGCCUGUUUCUGCAGUACAAUGAACUUACUUGUGUCCCUGAAGGAUUUGGAGACUUGGACAAAUUAGAGGAUUUAGAUCUUUCCAACAACCGCCUUACAACUGUUCCCGGUAGCUUUUCUUCUCUCACUAACCUGAUGAAACUCAACCUUGCCAGUAACCAGAUGAAGGACUUGCCAGCAGAAAUCACCAGGAUGAAAAGAUUAAAGCAUUUGGAUUGUACUUCAAAUUACCUGGAAACUAUCCCUUCUGAAUUAGCUAGCAUGGAAUCACUAGAACUGCUUUAUUUACGGAGGAAUAAACUGCGUUUUCUACCUGAAUUUCCUUCUUGUAUGUUAUUGAAGGAAUUGCAUAUUGGUGAGAAUCAAAUUGAAGAAAUCAGGGCAGGACACCUUAAACAUCUUAAAUCAGUCCAUGUGCUAGACCUAAGAGAUAACAAGUUAAAAUCGAUUCCUGACGAAAUUACCCUACUUGAGGCCUUGGAAAGACUUGAUCUAACUAACAAUGAUCUCAGUAGUUUGCCCCAUAUAUUAGGAACCCUUCCUCGUCUGCAAUUCUUGGCAUUAGAAGGAAACCCUUUAAGAACUAUUCGUCGAGAACUCCUAAAUAAAGGAACCCAAGAAGUUCUCAAGUAUCUAAGAAGCAAAAUUAAAGAUGAUACGCCAAACCAAAAUGACUCACCCAUUGAGACAGCCAUGACCCUGCCCAGUCAGUCCAAGGUCAAUACACAUGCCAUGACUACACUGAAGCUGUUGGACUAUAGUGACAAACAGGCCACACUGAUUCCCAAUGAAGUGUUUGAUGCUGUAGGAAGCAACACUAUCACCUCCAUAAACUUCACUAAGAAUCAUCUAAAUGAAGUUCCCCAAAGGAUUGUGGAACUGAAGGCGACUGUGUGUGAUGUCAAUCUUAGCUUUAACAAGCUUUCCUGUAUUUCAGCAGAAUUGUGUGCUCUUCACAAGUUGACACACUUGGACAUCAGAAAUAAUCUUUUGACCUCUUUGCCUGAAGAGAUGGAAGCCUUGAGCAGGCUGCAGACUAUAAAUCUUUCCUUCAAUAGGUUGAAGGCGUUCCCUGCCGUCCUCUAUCGGCUGCGGACUCUGGAGACGCUGCUCCUGGGCAACAACCAGCUCGGCUCCGUGGACCCCCUGCGGCUGCAGCAGAUGGGCCGGCUGGCCACUCUGGACCUCCAGAACAACGACCUCCUGCAUGUCCCCCCUGAGCUGGGCAACUGUGUGAGUCUGAGGACCCUCGUGCUGGAGGGGAAUCCAUUCCGCACGCCUCGUGCGGCCAUUUUAGCCAAAGGAACAGACGCCGUCCUGGAGUAUUUAAGGGGCCGAAUUCCUGCUUAAUCGGGAUUUUGGAGUCCUCGGCCAGCUGAUGGAUUUGCAUGCUUCCAAGAGCUGGCGGGUUCGGCCUUGUCUGAGGCUGCUGAGCCCUCCGCACCGAGGCCGAGUCAGACAUCGUCUGUCGUGUCCGUCACGUUGCUGGGAUUUCUCUGGGCGGGAAACCCCUGGCUUACGGCCUUGUCCCUAACCGCUGUUUUUACAUGGAAAAGAUGUGAACGACUCCAUAGUGACUAUUAUCCUCCUCUCGGGGGUCCGCACCACCCCGAGGCGUUUUCUCCUUUUUUUCAAAGGGUUUUGCCAUUUUAAAACACAACAGAGGUUUCUCUAACUGAAAUGUCAUUCCUAUUUAAGGGCUUUUUGGUUUUCUAACGACAAAGCAUUUUUGUGAAAGAGUGAUGGAGUGCUUUUUCUUUUUACAGUUUUGUUUCAUUUUUUACGUGUGCAUGUGAUCGACUAUGUAAAGAAACCUGUUUGGACCACCGUA
Gracilinanus agilis (Agile Gracile Mouse Opossum) is the source of this 1924-nucleotide messenger RNA. RefSeq names its product leucine rich repeat containing 40 (gene LRRC40). The record is from RefSeq and is a predicted model, not a curated record. NCBI's taxonomy places the organism in Eukaryota, Metazoa, Chordata, Mammalia, Didelphimorphia, Didelphidae. The transcript has 13 exons. Gene Ontology annotation, molecular function: protein binding.